CGGGUUGUUGCAGCCCUAGAAAGACGACUGAUUAUGAAAAGGUGAGAUUAAUUUAGAUUGUUAAUGUAUAGUUAAGACUUGUUUUUAUGUUGAAUAUGUCACCCAAUUGUCCGUGUUAUUCUAUAAGCGGUAUUGUGUUUCCUGUGCACAUUUGUCUUUGGGUCAGCGUGAGGUGCGUAAUAGGGGUGGGGCGUUUCGGAAGCAUGGUGACGACCGCCCGCUUCAGCACGCCGGAUAGCGCCCGUUGCGACCCGCGAUGGACGCGGCCGAUGCGGCUUGCGCGGCGUUCCUGGCGGCGCUCUCCGCGCUGUCUCUCGCUUCCAACCUGUCGGUGCUGCUGUGCUUCGCCCGCAGCGCCGACAUCCGCCGCCAAGUGGCCGGCGUGUUCAUCGUCAACCUGUCCGUGUGCAACGUGGUGACGGCGGCGCUCCACGUGCCCGCCACGGCGGCGGGCGUCGCGCGGCGGCGGCAGCCCUUCGGCGAGCGGCCGUGCCGCGCCGUCGGCUUCUUGGAGCUCUUCCUGACGGCCAACGCGGCGCUGAGCGCGGCCGCCCUCAGCGUGGACCGUUGGGUCGCAGUGGUCUUCCCGCUGAGCUACUCCAGCCGGAUGCGGCGCCGAGACGCCGCGGCGAUGCUGUGCUACACCUGGCUGCACUCGUUCACCUUCUCCCUGGCGGCGCUGCUCUUCUCGUGGCUGCGCUACAGCGACGCGUACGCGUCGUGCACCCUUCAGGCGUCGCGCGACUCUGGCUACGCCGCGUUCACGAUGCUCUUCCACGCCAGCAGCUUCGCCUUGCCGCUGCUCACGCUGUGCGUGGCCUACCUGAAGGUGCUGCGGGUGGCCCGCUUCCACUGCAAGAAGAUCGACGUGGUCACCGUGCAGACCCUGGUCCUGCUCGUCGACGUGCACCCGAGCGUGAAGCGGAGGUGUUUGGCCGAGCAGAAGAGGAGAAAGCAGCGAGCCGUCAAGAAGAUCAGCGUUUUCAUCGGCUCCUUCAUCGUCUGCUUUGGCCCCUUGGUCUUCACAAGGUUGGCCGAGCUUCUUCCUUUUGUGGACGUGGACCGCCGCUGGGGUCUGGUCAGCAAGUGCUUGACCUACAGCAAGGCGGCUUGCGAUCCCUUCGCCUACUGCCUCACACGGAAGCAGUACAAGAAGGUCUUGACCGACACGGCCGAGCGGCUUCUCCGCCGCAAGGCGUACCCGUCGUCCGGCCGCAACAGCUCGGUGCGCUUGGAGAACGACUACUGCCUCCGAAGGAUCGGCUGAGCAAAGACGUUCUUUGGUUUUGGGUCUGGAGUUUUCAAACUCCUCAUUAAGAUAAAUAUUUGACUUCUCAAGUCGUCAAUGGGGGUGAAUGUGUCACCAGGAGUGGUGGUUGCUAUGAACUUCUUUCUUCAGCAGUCAACGUGGCGAGUGGUUUCCCAGAGCGACUCGCCACUCAGCAUUUUCACUAGCCACAAUUUUGUUGUCGGAAUGCCGCCCUUUUAAAUGCAAAUGACCCUGUUGCACACCCAAAAACGAGACGACAUAAAUGGUUUAACGCUACAAGAACCAGCGCACGUCAGACUUCGGUCCGAACGAGCCCACUGACUUCGGUGAGUCUCUUUUAAAAUAGAAGCCUGAAUAGGAUCGAAAAAGGAAUAUCCUGCAUUUCAACUCUUUGUCUCAGUUGUACAAUCAGUAUCCGCAGCAAUAGACUUUAAUUCUGCUUUUCAUAUUUUGCAAAUACUGUAGUAGCGAACAAAAUUAGUCCCUCAAAAACAUGGGGGGGGGGGGGGCAACAUUACACUGUAUUCUUAUGUGAGUUUUGUCCUGUGGUUAAUGACCUGUCUCGUCUCGCAAAUUUGUGCAAUCUCGUGUUUG
Molecule: messenger RNA, 1864 nt
Organism: Syngnathoides biaculeatus (alligator pipefish)
Lineage: Eukaryota; Metazoa; Chordata; Actinopteri; Syngnathiformes; Syngnathidae
Product: G-protein coupled receptor 26-like
Exons: 3
Coding region: 257-1267 (336 amino acids)
Biological process (GO): adenylate cyclase-activating G protein-coupled receptor signaling pathway
Cellular component (GO): membrane
Molecular function (GO): G protein-coupled receptor activity
Source: RefSeq, a predicted model, not a curated record